AUGGCGGUUCGAAACAUAUCCCUCAACACCUUCUUCCCUCGCUUUCUGACCUCAUUCACCAUCUUUCCCUCCGUCUCCACCUCAGCUUCCUCCCCUUCCACCUUACCCUCCCACCGAUUCAUCCGCCAUCUCCAUAAAGUCGCACAACCCGUCCACGUCCCCCCACCAACUCCCUUCGUCCCAGACUUGAAAACCUUCCUCUCCCUCAUCGGCCGCAACAUGGUCCGUUUCGCCCCUAAGUUUGCCUCAUGGGAUGAACUGUUCACACUUAGUUCCGCUCAGAUGAAAGAUCGGGGCAUCGAGCCGCCGCGAAGUCGCCGGUAUCUGCUACGCUGGCGCCAGAGGUUUCGGCGCGGAGAGUAUGGUGUUGGCGGCGACUUUGAUCAUGUCGUUGAUGGCGUGGCUCACUUGAGGGUUAUAGAGGUAGCCCGGGAUACGACGCAGGAGAAGAAUGAUAAUACAUCUUCGAGUCAUGACGGCAACGAUGGGUCGCAAAAGAGUGAUAAUAUCCCCCCCCUUACAGUCACCGGUAGCGUAAUGUUAUCACCCGGCAUGAAAUGGGCUGUGGUCAACUUGCCGCCUGGCGAAACGGAGCCGAAAGAAAUACCCCGGCCACUCAAGAGAUAUAAGGACGUGAGGCUUGUGCGUGGUGGGGUGCUAAGGGCACCGUAUCUUAAAGUGCUUAAAGGAACGAAUGGCACGGCUGGAACUAUACAGGUGCAGGAGGGAAUGUGGGAAGAUCGACGAGGUCACAAGAUUGAUGGCGGUGAGAGGAGGCAGGUAGAGGUUAGGGCGAAGAGGAAGAGUGAGGAAAGGAAGAAGGCUAUGUAG
This is a messenger RNA of Paracoccidioides lutzii Pb01, 831 nucleotides long. RefSeq lists its product as hypothetical. Gene Ontology annotation, cellular component: mitochondrion. Bases 1 to 831 code for a protein of 276 amino acids. The record is from RefSeq and is a predicted model, not a curated record. The transcript has a single exon.